Messenger RNA from Trachymyrmex cornetzi, 929 nucleotides. It is a transcript of the gene Prosbeta5, whose product is annotated as Proteasome beta5 subunit. The transcript is spliced from 5 exons. NCBI's taxonomy places the organism in Eukaryota, Metazoa, Arthropoda, Insecta, Hymenoptera, Formicidae. Gene Ontology annotation, molecular function: threonine-type endopeptidase activity. The record is from RefSeq and is a predicted model, not a curated record. The coding region runs from base 1 to 861 and encodes 286 amino acids. Gene Ontology annotation, cellular component: cytoplasm; proteasome core complex.
AUGGCGCUCGCCGAUGUUUGUGGCAUCAAGUCUUCUAUUGAUUUUGGCUAUUCGCGAGAAAAUGAUAAGGUCGUCAAUGAAGUCAAGACAUAUACCAGAAAUUUCACCAACAACCUUCAUCUGGCGAUGCCGCCGUUCGUAAACCCGGCUGAAACUCUUGGUCAAAUAGUUCAAGGCACUGAUGAAAGUGGAAAGAGUCUAAAAAUCAAAUUUGACCAUGGAACCACAACUUUGGGUUUCCAAUAUCAGGGUGGUAUCAUUCUAGCAGUGGAUUCACGUGCGACUGGAGGACAGUUUAUUGGCUCGUCCACCAUGAAGAAGAUAGUGGAGAUAAAUGAUUAUCUUCUUGGUACUCUGGCUGGUGGUGCUGCCGAUUGCGUCUAUUGGGAUCGAGUGUUAGCAAGGCAAUGUCGCAUGUACGAACUCAGAAACAGAGAGCGUAUCUCCAUCGCAGCAGCAAGUAAACUCUUGUCGAAUAUGAUUUAUAAUUUUAAAGGAAUGGGACUAAGUAUUGGUAUGAUGCUGGCUGGAUGGGACAAGCGUGGCCCUGGACUUUACUAUGUUGAUUCUGAGGGCACUCGUACUCCAGGGAAGGUUUUCAGCGUCGGUUCUGGAUCUGUGUUUGCGUUUGGUGUUCUGGAUUCUGGUUACCGGUGGGAUUUGACAGAUGAACAGGCCUAUGAACUUGGAAGAAGAGCGAUCUAUCAUGCCACACAUAGAGAUGCCUAUUCUGGCGGUAUCAUAAGAGUAUAUCACAUGAAAUCAACCGGCUGGGUGCAUAUCUCGGAUCAAGAUUCCAAGGAUUUGCAUUAUGCAUACCAUGCAGAUAAAUCAGCAGAACCUUCAACAAGCACUUCCUAGAUUUAAUUAUUAAAUAUACAUUGUGUAUGCAGGUAUUAAUCGUUUAUGCAAUAAAACGAAAUGAUUUC